AUGAUCUAUCACGGAGCCACGAGUCAUGUGCAAACCGCGGCAGGACAGUCAAAACCAUUCCGCAUAAAGACCGGCGUGCAGGGAUCGCUGCUCUCUCCUUUAUUCUUCAUCACAGCUACGGAUGCGGUGACGGAAGGUCUCAAGCGACAGCCUCCACGGAUUCUCCUCUAUGCAGACGAUGUGGUGUUGAUGGCAGAAGACAGAAAAGAAAUUGAAGAAGAAGCACAGAGAUGA
Messenger RNA from Strongylus vulgaris, 234 nucleotides. The record is from the annotation of a GenBank genome assembly. NCBI's taxonomy places the organism in Eukaryota, Metazoa, Nematoda, Chromadorea, Rhabditida, Strongylidae.